This is a messenger RNA of Gloeophyllum trabeum ATCC 11539, 1457 nucleotides long. RefSeq lists its product as uncharacterized. Bases 138 to 1253 code for a protein of 371 amino acids. Gene Ontology annotation, cellular component: endoplasmic reticulum palmitoyltransferase complex; extrinsic component of endoplasmic reticulum membrane. The transcript is spliced from 6 exons. Gene Ontology annotation, biological process: protein targeting to membrane; peptidyl-L-cysteine S-palmitoylation. Lineage: Eukaryota; Fungi; Basidiomycota; Agaricomycetes; Gloeophyllales; Gloeophyllaceae. The record is from RefSeq and is a predicted model, not a curated record.
GACUCUCAUGCACUUGUACAGUGCACUUUCAGUACUUUGUGAUACUCUCUGCUCCUCUUACAACGCCUCAGUCGGUGUCACUCGUUUAGCUGUAUAUUCUUCUCCGGCGUCGGGUGCAUUCAUUCCUCGGACCCGCCAUGUCGUCCGCAUCCAAUCCGAUCGACAUCACGGAUUCUCAUGAAGAGAACCUACCCGCUGCGUCUCGAGACUCAACACACGCACUUCCGGACACGCCGCCCUCCACCUCCUCGGGGUAUGACGGCUCCCGAGAGACGCCCCAGCGGCGCAGUCGGGAGAUGCCAGAAAUUGUCAUAGGAAGGGGAAGCGAAGACGCUGCAGGCCGGUCGGGAGGGGAGACCGAUGAUGCGAAGGAGGAGAAGGACGAGGCGCCUGUGAUGAGCAAGCUCGGACUGCACGUUGCACCCCCGACCAUUCUGCCCCCCAGCCCGCCGCUCACGCGCGUCGGCACGAACGAGAGCGAGAAGCCCGAGCAGGAGCAGGAGCGCAAUGCGGGGCAUCACUUGGAGGAGUCGGAGGCCACGCACUGGGAUAGGAACGGCAAUAGCGGGGACGGCCUAGUCAAUAUCAAGGACGUGCUGGCCGAGGGGGGCGAGGAGGACGAGGCGACGCGCGUGGGGACGUGGACGUCGAAGCGGCAGCGCAGGAUCAGCGAGCACCCGCUGCAGCUGGACCUGAAGCCGCCGAGCCCGGUGCCGUGGGAGGUGUUCGACCCGCCGACGACGGCGACGGCGAGCGUGAAGCACAGCCGGGCGCAGAACCGGACGGACGGCGAGCGGACGCUCAUCCCCAAGUCAUCGUAUUACUUCGGCCCUCCGCCGCCCACAUCUGCGUAUGGGACCGACCCCAUAGGCCAGAUAGGCGUCCACUUCCCGAGGGAAGUGUUACGCAUCGAGCGCGACUACUCCGGGGGCGAGCUGAUCCAGUUUUCCCUCACGUACCCACUCGAGCUGGAAGGCCGGAUAACGCCGACGCAGUUCCUGGAGACCAUGAACGCGAUCAACGAGCUGCUCAUCUCAGCGUACAGCCUGCGGCACGCGUUCGUCGACAACGCACUGGCUGUCUUCAGCCUGCAGUUGUCCAGGCUGUUUUUCAAGUCGCACUACGAAAAGGAAAUGGAGCGGCUACAGCGUACGAUCAACCAUUUCAAUGAAGAGCUGUAUAACCCCGUCGGGCUGAACAUCCUCUGGCCGAGGAAGGUCGCUUUCCUCUUCCUUGAGAUCGAGUACUAUUGAUACCCCCACCAUGCCUUGGUUAUUAGGGCUUUUUGGGACGGUCGUUAUUUAUUGUGGAUUACCCACUAUCUUAUAUUAUCAUGUAGUAUCUAAUCUCGCCUCUUGCGUUGCAACAGACCCGAGCCACGCGGUCUGGUUGUUUCAUGACCAGGAAUGUGAAGUUGCCUCUACCGAGAUCCAAGGGUACCUUGUAAAAGAAGCUCA